This is a messenger RNA of Rhipicephalus microplus (southern cattle tick), 798 nucleotides long. Its product is annotated as G patch domain-containing protein 4. The record is from RefSeq and is a predicted model, not a curated record. Gene Ontology annotation, cellular component: nucleolus. Gene Ontology annotation, molecular function: nucleic acid binding. Lineage: Eukaryota; Metazoa; Arthropoda; Arachnida; Ixodida; Ixodidae.
GUGUGUUUUUAUUGUGCGUCAUUAAAAUGGCUGCUUCUGGUUUCGCGCGUGGUCUCUUGGAGAAGUACGGUUGGUCCGAAGGCAAAGGACUCGGAAAAAAUGAAACCGGCAUUGCAAAAGCAUUGAAACCGAAGCUUAAAUUUGAUACUGCUGGGGUUGGGCACAAGAUUGACCUGACGUCCCAGUGGUGGAGCAAGGCAUUCAAUGACGCAGCUAAGAGCAUCAAGGUCGACGUGUCUGAUGGCACUACCACUAUUACCAAAGUAGCAAAAAAGGAAAAGAAAAGGGCCUUGCCAAAGCAUGCAUACAGUGGUUUCAUUAAGGCUGGGGUUCAAGAUGGAUUCAAUUGGCUCCGAGCCUCUCCUGAACCUGCUGCGCAAGAACACGAUAGAGACGUAGAAUUUCCUGAAAAUGUACUAGAUGAAGAAAUUUUCAACGCAUGUCGUGGCCUCACAGCACACAAAGCUGCAAGGCACGGUCAUAAAAUGAGUGGAAAACUGAAACGUGUGCAAGAACAAGAAGAUGGCCUGUGUGCAACGAUAAGUGCCAAGAAUGAGCCAUUAAGAAAAAGACUUGCAGUGCAGAAGAACAGAGGCCAAGUUUCCCAAUCGGAUGACACUUCAAGCGAUACGCCAGCUGCUCUGCAUCAGGAGCCAGAUCGCCCAAGAAAGAAGUCUCACAAACGUGAAAGAAGGAAAAGAAGAUGAAAUAAUGAUGUGGGCUGAAGUUUAAUAUAAAAAAAUACUUUUGUACAGUUUUACUGCCAUCACCUAUUACAUGCCAUACAAUUGCAAGAUG